Molecule: messenger RNA, 1604 nt
Organism: Cydia amplana
Lineage: Eukaryota; Metazoa; Arthropoda; Insecta; Lepidoptera; Tortricidae
Gene: Edc3
Product: enhancer of mRNA-decapping protein 3
Exons: 7
Coding region: 130-1551 (473 amino acids)
Biological process (GO): P-body assembly; deadenylation-independent decapping of nuclear-transcribed mRNA
Cellular component (GO): P-body
Molecular function (GO): mRNA binding
Source: RefSeq, a predicted model, not a curated record
AAAUUGCCUGCAUGUCAUUAUGCGAUGUGUGUCACUUAUUCCUUUCACGCUAUGAUCCAUAAUAUUGUUUGUAAUUAACGGUUUAUGUGAUCGUGUCUUGUAUGGUUUAGUAGACUAAACAUCACUAACAUGGCUCAGUGGGAAGGUUUUAGCGUCUCAGUGCGCUGCGGGUCGCCGCUAGGCUGCUACCAGGGCACGAUCCUCGCGGCGGAUGGAGCGUCCAUCACGCUCACCAAACCGUUUCGGAACGGAUUCCCUUAUCCCAAGGCUCAGGUUACGCUAAAAGCAUCAGACAUCAAAUCCCUAGAGAUUAUCUCCGGCAAGACGUCAGGUGGUACAGCGCACAGCACAGUCCCUGUCGUAGGCAAGAAGCGAGUGCCACGUGCUACGGUUGGAGAGAGCUUACAAGAACAGGCUCCGGCGCCGCCACCGCCGGUUGUUAAUAAGGGGAAGCCGGCAAAGAGCAAGCCUAUUGAUAUACAGGCUAAGAAUAGGAACAAUACUCAUGCUGGGAGCUAUGGUGCCUCUGGUUCAACGCCGAAGACUCGGGUUGCAGGCGGAGACAAGGCGCGUCGUAGAAACGAAGCGUGCUUCGGCUCUGCUGCCUUGGAGGCCGUCGACAAUGAUUUUGACUUUGAGGGAAACUUAGCACUUUUUGAUAAAGAGGCGCUCUGGCAACAAAUGCGCCCCGACGUCGUUCGCGUAGCUGCCGCCCGCGACGAAAUGGCCGCCGGCGGCAAACUGCGACACGACCAGAACGUGCUGCGAGCAACCGCGCCGGACACCGCCCCGGUCACCGUACCACCAGCGUUAAGGGGCGCUAGGGACUACGUCACCGAUUCCGGGACGAGGUUGCCCAGUGUGUCGGCGGCUUUAAGAGGAAGAUUGUGGGCAGGAUUGAGAAGGACGGAUGAUGAGACGCAGCAUACAGCGAGGGCGCUGUUCGCGCGGGCGACCGCUGAUGUGGCGUUGAAACUUGUCGGCGGGACUCGCAGACUGGACCCGCGCAACGCGCACCAGCGGCCGCUGGCCGGGCUGGUGGCGCGCGGCGGCGCGGCGGGCGCGGCGGCCGUGUGCGCGGCGCGCCUGCUGCGCGCGCACGGCGUCGACACAUACGUGGUGCCGCUCGACGACACAUGCCCAUUACUGGCAAGCGCGCUGUCCGCCUACCGCCUGUGCGGGGGCCGCGUGCUCGGGCCCACGGAGCCCCGCCCCGCGGGGGAUCUUCUCCUCCUAGCCCUACACGACCCGGAGACGUCAGUACAGCACCCGAGUACUCCCCAGAUCCUCGAGUGGGCCUCCACCUCCCGCGGCGCCCUGGUCAUCCUGGAGCCCGGCCACGAUUCCGGCCUCUGGGACUCCGUGCUACUCUCCGCUCGCGCCGUCCUUGUCGCACUGCUGCCGCCGUCCCUCUCUGCCGUGGCGCCGCGGCUGCUAUUGGCUAAUGUGGCGCCGCCUGCGCAGCUGUUUGGCGCGGUGGGCGUGGCCUAUAGAUCGCCUUUUGGCGCUGCGUCGGUGCUUGCGCUGCAUUUGGCUGAUGAUGAUGAUUGAUCUACUUAACUACACAUACUGAAAGAUGUCUUGAAAUACACUCUUUAGCAAUG